Talaromyces amestolkiae is the source of this 1878-nucleotide messenger RNA. RefSeq lists its product as uncharacterized. The record is from RefSeq and is a predicted model, not a curated record. Gene Ontology annotation, biological process: rRNA processing. Gene Ontology annotation, cellular component: Pwp2p-containing subcomplex of 90S preribosome; small-subunit processome. Lineage: Eukaryota; Fungi; Ascomycota; Eurotiomycetes; Eurotiales; Trichocomaceae. Gene Ontology annotation, molecular function: protein binding. The coding region runs from base 1 to 1878 and encodes 625 amino acids. The transcript is spliced from 4 exons.
AUGGUCGGCGCAAAGCAAAAAGUCGCGACUGCGACUAGGACAAAGACCGGAGGCUACUCGUCCUCCGCACAAGCUCCACGAAAAGAUCUUAACAUGGCGGAUAAUGACUACACGUCUAGCGACGAAGAAAUGAAUGAAGAGGACGACAUUCCUGAGAAGGAUGAUGCUGAGGAAAGGCUUGAGAAGCUGCUUUUCGGCGACGAUGAAGGGUUUCAGGCCGCACUGAAAGGACAUGGGCAGCAUCAAGGGACGACCGAUCUUGUUUUGGCUAGUGACCAGGAAGAUGGGGAUGGGGAAGAUGGAGAUGAACAGAAUAUGGAUGAUGUGGCUGAUGCCGAUCUCUUUUUCUUAGACUCGGGCGUCCCAGAACUACAAGAUGCUAUCGAACACACCGAUACUAUGGCGAUUGAACUCAAAGGCGAAUCUGGUGUUGUUGCCCAGCCAACUGUCUGGAACGAUAGCGACGAUGAGCGUAUGGCCAUAUCACUCGCCGGUCACUCACGAUUACGAAAACUACGAGUCGCCGAGUCGGAAGAUGUUGUCAACGGAACGGAGUAUAUAAGAAGACUACGAACCCAAUAUUUGCGACUACAUCCUACACCUGAUUGGGCCAAUGCGGAACUCCGAAAGAAACGCAAGUCCAGACGGACCAGCCACGGCAGCAGUGGUUCUGAGAUAUCGAGCAGUGAGGGCGAGAUGGAUACCGACGAUGACGAAGAUGUGUCGGUCAAGCCAUUGGCGAAACUUUUGCAGGGCGCUGGUGAUCUUAUCAAGGGAAGCGAGGAGGGUGCCACAGGAAAACGGGUGAAGCUUCGCCAAGAGGUUAUAGACAUCCAUCGAUUGAAGGACGUUGGAGGUGUUCAGCCUUCAUCUAUAGACUCUCUGUCCUUCCACCCUCAUCAUUCGCUCCUCUUAUCCUCCGGCCCUGCAUCAACUGUCUGGCUACAUCACAUCUCGCCUAGCGCGCCCACUCCCAGCAAUCUCUUGACAUCUCUCCAAAUCCGUAGAACGCCUUUAUAUACAUCAGCCUUCGCCUCUCCUUCUGGAAAUAAGAUCUACGCCUCCGGUCGACGCCGCUUUUUCCACGUUUGGGAUCUUGAGUCUGGUAGAAUAGAGAAAAUCAACCCGACAGCAGAUCGCAAGGAAGAACAAAAGUCAAUGGAAAGAUUCAAGCUCUCCCCUUGCGGAAGAUAUAUCGGUCUGAUAGGCUCUGCGCGCAAAGGCGGCGGUAUGAUCAACAUCCUCGACGCGACAACAGCGCAAUGGAUCGCACAAGCCCGCGUCGACGGUCUCGGAGGUGUGGCUGAUUUUGCUUGGUGGGGUGAUGGCAACGGUAUGGUAAUCGCCAGCAAAAAUGGGGAGAUUUCCGAGUUCGACAUGCGUCUCCGCCGAGUCAUUUGUCGCUGGACAGAUGCGGGUGCUGUUGGCACUACGGUGGUUGCGCUUGGCGGUUCGUCAGGUCGAUCACAGCUUGGAGGAGACCGAUGGGUUGCCGUGGGCAGUUUCAGUGGUAUUGUUAAUAUCUAUGACCGUAAACCAUGGCAGGGUGCCGCGGCACAGGCCGAACAGUCCAAGAAACAGAACGUCGAAGACGCGAUACCCAGCAACCCUACGCCCGUGAGAGCACUGGAACAGCUCACCACGUCUAUUACACAAAUCGUGUUUGCGCCUGAUGGGCAGUUCAUGGUGAUGGCUAGUAAAUGGAAACGAGAUGCGUUGCGACUUGUCCAUCUGCCAUCAUGCACCGUCUAUCGUAACUGGMCCACCUCAAACACGCCCUUUGGCCGCAUCACAUCUGUGGCUAUCUCGCCGCAAUCGAAUCUCCUAGCUGUUGCUAACGAGCAGGGAAAGAUUCGCCUGUGGGAGAUUAAUGGUUGA